GUUCCUUGAUACUUGUUCUAUGUGGUGACUGCCAUGGCCCGCAAACGGAAACUGCAAGAGGAAGAUGCGGUGCCGCCAUUGGACAACCUGGACGCAUGGGCCUCGCAUCCGCGUCUAUUGAGGCAUGUGAGGUGUUUAGUGGCUUCCAAGAAUCCGCGAAGGGUUCUGAAACGUUACAAAGACCGGGCGCAUGAUGAAGGACAACGUUGCUGCGUCCAUGUUGCUGCCUGGGUGGCAUUGCUACCUGAGGAGUCGGAACUGCUCAAACCUGCUGCAGAGUUGUUGGCAACCUUGCUGGCAACAAGGCCCAAGACACGAUAUGGCCCCUGGUUUUUGGGCUGCCUAAAGUUGGUGGCGAGGCGACUAUCCAAGUCUGACGCCCCCAUGUGGAAGGAGCUCAAACAGCACUUGCCACGGAGAGUUUGGCAAGACUCGGAGGCCACAGAACUGGAAACCAAACGGCUGCACACAGCCAUGACCAAGUGGCACAACGGCAACCCUACUGAGAGGAUCCUUAUGUUGAAGAAGAUCCACGACACAUUUUCCCAGGCUUUAGCCAUUUCGCCCACUUCCACGGCCACCUUGGCGUUGCGGCAGAAGUUGCUACAGCUGACGCUGCGGAAGGCGGUCGCUGCGUUGGCCGCACCAAGGGCAGCCUGCGGAGCUGCAGAGAAAAUCGCUCGGGAAGAGCGAGAAGGAACCCAUGAGCCCAGCCAACAGGAGCUGAGAAGCCUUCUGCUGAAAGCACUGCAAGAAGUCAAUCUGAAGGAUGUGAAGUUGAAACCCGUUCUAAGUCAUUUGCAACAGCUGAUUCUCCAAUUACAACAACCUCUGGAAGAAGCUGCCUGUGCGGCUCAGUGGCUCAUGAUCUCUGCCUUCCUUCAGAGCUGGGAGGAUUCAAACCGCCACGAGAGGCACGGCCGCUGGAGCGAAGCUGAAAAACGAGACGUCUGGCAGUUUCUGCAAGAUCGAUUGAGCAGAUAUGCGGAACCCAAUUCGGUCCUUUUCGCCAAAGCGGCCUUAAACUUUGGCCGCUCCAGCAGUGCCAUCAAGGCCUUCUGGCGCGCACGCACGGAUCUGCGCUAUGCCCCAUCGGCGCCGGAGGGGCUGAAGCAUCACAGGGGAAUCAUCAAGCAGAUGGUGGGACAUGCCAUGAGGAAACUCGGAGGGGAGGCCACCAGCUUGGAACUCAUCGACUUCAUCGGCAAUGAUGUGGAGAUGCAGGAGACUUACGGACAUCGCUUGCAAACGCAUAUGACAAAAAUCAACGGCAACAUGAAUGCGAUCCCCGCAUGGCAACGGACGGUGCGCACCAAUGUGGAUCGCUAUUUAAAGCAUACAGGGAAGAAACGCCAUGGCCGGUUGGUGUACAGAUUGAAAUCCGAGCGCUAAGAUCUGGUUUCGCCCAAGCUCGUUGGGAAGGUGUCUUGUUGCAAAGAAUUUUUAAGAUCAUUUUCAGAUUAGGCAUGAUGAUAUUUUCUCUCGUUUCUUUCAAGGUGUUUUUUGAGGAAAUUGAGAAAUGUUUGGUCGCUUUGGCCACUUUAUCCUCCAUAAAAACAGUGGAUUUGAAGCAUGGAUUGUAUGGUAGAUAUGCGGUGUGAGGUGAAAGAAAUAUUACCAAGACAUCGGCAUUUGCGUUACCCUCUG
Messenger RNA from Cladocopium goreaui, 1647 nucleotides. NCBI's taxonomy places the organism in Eukaryota, Dinophyceae, Suessiales, Symbiodiniaceae. The record is from the annotation of a GenBank genome assembly.